AUGGCACUAGGCUUUUUGGAAGAUUUCGUUUGCGCCACAUAUUUCAGCACGCUCUUAUGUGUGCUGGAUAUAGUGAAGCAUGCUGUCUAUAAGGACCGUAAGUUUGGGAUUUUCGGACGCUUUGGGACUUUUGUCCUUUCAGGGUUGCUGCUUCUAGUCAUGAUGUGUCCAUUUAUUGCCGACUUGUUACUAGUAGUGCAUCGAGACAUGAGGUUCAGUAGCGGACUGGCCGCAACCAUCAUCAGAGAACAAGUAGAAGCAUCUACAUUUUCACUCGACCAUCGUGGUUUUGAGUGCAUGCGUCGGCAGAUCCGCAAGCAGACACUUCUUGUUGAUGCAUUCGAUGUUCAAAAUUACUUCGUGUCAUUUCUCGCGGAUGAAGUAGUGCAUGAUGAUCACGCGCUUCGUCCGAGCACGGUUUUUGACGUUGUUGGCUGA
This is a messenger RNA of Plasmopara halstedii, 438 nucleotides long. RefSeq lists its product as uncharacterized. Lineage: Eukaryota; Oomycota; Peronosporomycetes; Peronosporales; Peronosporaceae. The record is from RefSeq and is a predicted model, not a curated record. Bases 1 to 438 code for a protein of 145 amino acids. The transcript is spliced from 3 exons.